Molecule: messenger RNA, 2339 nt
Organism: Syngnathus typhle (broad-nosed pipefish)
Lineage: Eukaryota; Metazoa; Chordata; Actinopteri; Syngnathiformes; Syngnathidae
Gene: lratb.1
Product: lecithin retinol acyltransferase b, tandem duplicate 1
Exons: 19
Coding region: 144-2045 (633 amino acids)
Source: RefSeq, a predicted model, not a curated record
UCGUGAUACAUCAGAAAAAACAACAACAAAGAAGACAGACCAGAAGUGCCUCCUGUCUCAAUCCAGAGCACCUUGAACUAAGAAACUUUCCUUUAUUUUAUUGUUAUAUAUUCUUAUUUUGUUUCGUCUUCCACCUUUUGAGAAUGUUUGCGUGUUGGCUGUGUCGUGUAAGGGCACCAAAGUGUGUCGGCUCGUUCGCGAACACCAGACACUUAACGGACACCUGUAGUGACAAGGGGCCAAUCCGCAUCGGCUGCGCCUCGGGGUUCUGGGGGGACACGGCCACCUCAGUACCUCAGCUGAUCCAUGGCGGUAAACUGGACUUUUUGGUGUUUGAUUACCUGAGUGAGAUCACUAUGUCGCUCCUAACAGCAGCCAAGGCAAAGGCACCUAAUCUGGGUUACGCUCCGGACUUUGUCCAUGCUGCCUUGGCGCCGUCCAUCCACGAAAUCCACAGAAAAGGUGUGCGUGUGGUCAGUAACGCGGGUGGGGUGAACCCAUUAGCCUGCGCCGCGGCCAUACAGGACGUGGUCAAGAAGGCCGGCCUGGACCUCAAGGUUGCAGUGGUGACGGGUGAUGACCUCAUGGCCCACAGAAGCAGCCUCGCAGAGGUCAAGAUGGCCGACGACGGCAGCAGCCGCGCUUUGCCAAAAACGCUGCACAGCAUGAACGCCUACCUCGGGGCAAUGCCCAUCCGCCGCUGCCUGGACCUUGGCGCUGACAUCGUGGUGACGGGCCGUUGCGUGGACAGCGCCCUCGCUCUUGGCCCUCUCAUGCACGCCUUUGGAUGGGGAAAAAGCGACUUGGAUCUGCUGGCCGCCGGAAGUCUGGCAGGCCACCUGAUCGAGUGCGGCGCCCAGAGCACUGGCGGGAUCUUCACCGACUGGCAUCGCGUCCCUGACUGGGACAACAUCGGCUUCCCAGUGGUGGAAUGUUCCGCUGACGGCUCCUUCGUUCUCUCCAAACCGCCAAAGACGGGCGGGCUGGUGGCGUUUGGCACGGUGGCCGAACAGCUGGUGUACGAGAUUGGCGACCCGCGGCGAUACAUGUUGCCUGACGUCGUCUGCGACUUCAGCCGUGUGCUCAUACACGAAGUCCCCGGUAUCGAUGGCGGCGCCGUCAAAGUGAGCGGCGCUAAAGGCUUUCCUCCGUCACCUAACUACAAGGUGUGCGCCACGUACAUGGACGGCUUUCGUGCGACCGCCGUGUGUCCGCUCGGCGGGCCGAGAGCGGCGGAAAAAGCCCGCAAGACCGCAGAGAGCAUCGUCAAAAGGGCAAAGCGCAUAUUUAAGCAUUUGCGUCUGGAGGACUUCUCAGCCGUCAACAUCCAGGUUUUGGGAGCAGAGGACACGUACGGCCCCAACGGCUCCAACAAGGAGGCCAGGGAGGCGGUCCUCUGGUUGGCUGUCCACCACAAAGACAAGAAGGCACUGGAGCUCUUCUCCAGAGAGAUUGCCGCUGCCGGGACCGGCAUGGCUCCCGGACUGUGCGGCAUCGUGGGCGGGCGUCCCCGAGUGUCGCCGGUCCUGAAGCCGCUUUUCUUCUUCCACCCCAAGUCGCAACUCCAACUCGACAUCUACGUAGAUGGACAGUGGGUGGAGUCUCUCUCGGAGGCGGAGCCUGACACGCCGGAGCAGGAAACCCCUCUCGAUGGUGCGGAGGAAGCACCUGACGCAGCGCUUCCUAGCGGGCCGCACUGCUACCGGCUGGAGGACGUGGCCUACGCUAGAAGCGGCGACAAAGGAGACUCUGCCAACAUCGGAGUGAUCGCCCGCGACGCCCGCCUCUACCCCUACCUGAAGAAACACCUGACUGCCUCUGUGGUGGAGGAAUACCUGGCCCACCUCUUCCCGCCGGGCCUGCACGGCGCCGUGACACGGUACACUCUACCAGGGAUCAAUGGACUCAAUUUUGUCCUGAAGAAUUCACUCGGUGGGGGAGGGGUGGCGUCCCUGCGCAGUGACCCCCAGGGAAAAGCCUUGGCUCAGAUGUUGCUGGACUUGAAACUCCGUGGACUUCCUGACCUCACGACCAUGCUCGGUUAACACACACACAGACACACACAUGUGCACACAUGGUUUUAGCUGCAGAGGACUUGACUGUCAGCUUCGAUCACAUGACCUUCCCGGACUUCAUUGGAGUGGCGACCUCUCACCUCGCUCUGUGGAAUGUCACUUCUUCCUUAAUUGCAAACAGGCCUUCGGUCGUCAUCACGACCGCUGCCAGUUUGGCCCCUUCACUCUUUGGGAAAACCAUUGCGGAACAAUUGCGACAUAGCCAAGCUUUCAUUGAAAGUGCCGUCCUUCAUUGGCAGGAAUUAAAAGGUGUCGUCAAGUCCC